Molecule: messenger RNA, 1633 nt
Organism: Cylicocyclus nassatus
Lineage: Eukaryota; Metazoa; Nematoda; Chromadorea; Rhabditida; Strongylidae
Source: the annotation of a GenBank genome assembly
UUUUUAGAUUAGUUUUGUACUGAAAGUUUUGUAAGUUAUACCAAUGUCUUCACCAACCGCGCGAGCUGAAGAUCUUCUGCUACGCAACAAACACAUAAUUGAUCCUUUCAAUCGACUUGGAUGUAAUUUUGAUCCUUUUCUGGCCGUCGUCGAAUUUUGCCAAAUACAGGGACCACGACCCUUAGCGACAGUCUCUUUGGGACAAAGCAGGAAACCCUCACCUCUUGAUGUGGACAGUUUAUCAGUUUGGCUAAUGAGCUGUGAAGCGUUGAGUGGAUCAAUUUUGAUGAUAUACAAUCAGCAAAUGGGAUUAUAUGCAUUGUCUUACUAUGCUAAUAUGUAUGACAUAAAGGCACGAGCUUUUCAACGCCCAGUUUGUGUCGCUCUGCUAACAUCGGAACGUCCAACAUCGAGUCAACUGACGCGGUUUUCAUCUGGUGUUCGGAAACUCGUUUCACCGUUAAUUAGAUGUAAUCGGCGAAUGUUUCUAAGACAGCUCACUGAUGUGAUCAAAAUUUCGGAUGCCGUAGAAACUGAUACUAUACAGACUUACUACACCUUGGACGCGGACGUAUUGAAGCAGUCUGGUCCAAACAGGAAGCUUUCCAAUGUUGCUGAGCAGGCGAGAAAAUUGCGUCCUAGGAUGCAGGCGAUGUACGAUGUUUUAUCCGAAACUAGCAGCUGUUCCGAUUGCUCUGGACACUGUGGCGAGGAUAACGCGGCAGCAGAAGAGAUGUUUAUGUCUUUUCUCCAAAAUUCCCCUCUUGACCCGAUUUCCGACGUAGCACCAUGCGCCUAUGAUAGCUUUAUUGCGAAUCUACAUGGCUUCCUUGUACAGUGUACAGAAACUCAUCUGGAGAAGGGUGUACUAUAUUCUGCAAAUGCUCCUAUCCUACGAUUUCCUAAGCGCACAUCUCCAAUGAAAUUUAAAACCUCCGAUUCCAAUAACAAAGACUGCAUUUUUGCAAGUACUGAGGAGAAUUUGCGCUCUGUCUCACAACAUUUGGACAAUAUACUUUUCCCGAUUCUCGCAGGCGAUGAUAUGAUAGUCUGCGGUUCUGAGCAACGGAAAGAAACUGUGGUAGACUUUGUUGACAAAAUAAAUUUUGUCAAACCGAAGUCCCAUCCUAAUCACAAGGUCGUAUUGUGGACAGACAGCAAGGAAAGCCGUCCAAAGGGUGUGGUAGGGGUAUGCCACGUUCGAACCGAAUCAGCUGCACUUGACCCACCCAACGCUGCAGUGCUGGAUGCGAAUGCAAAUUUGCUGCGCACUGUACCCUACAGAGGCUCACUCCUUACUCCUUUCAACGUAAAAAGACGUUUUCCGUCAGAUGCAGCACUUCUUGCUUUCAUCACAGCUUCAUUAACAAAUAUAUCAUUCUUGGUAUACUUGUCUCGUUUCCUUUCUCCGUUGCAUCUAGAAGGAGAAAAUAUCUCCCUUGAUGACGAACGCAUUUUGGUAAAUAUGCUCACCGAGUUGGAUUUGGUCAAAUAUCAAGGACUGAAGUGUGCUUUGGAAAAGAGGCGUCCUAUCUAUGCACCUACCAAGUCUAUCCAGUUGUGAUUACUUCAAGGAACUUUGUCAUGCUGUACUAUACAUGUUCAUAAUCAGAUUCUAUGAAAUCUUGCCUAU